GGAAUGGAGGUGAGAAUGAAAACAGUGCCGCUGCUUUUGGGGAAAAAAGGGAGAGAGAAGAAAACGUUAUAAAAGGACAUGAACCUGGAAUUUGUUACUAGACAAAUGGUCUUCGUUUAAAAUGAACAUUGAAGAAUAUUGGUUGACAUAUUUGAGUUUAAUUGCGUACUAUCUAUCAAUGUCAGUGAUUAAAAGGAUCAUAUAUUCAAUCGAUUUGGAUUUUUGAGUGUAGCUUCGAUUAGUUCUGCAACCUUCUCAGUCAUGCAGUUAGAAUUCCGAACAUUGAUGUUUGGAAUUGUAACAGUGCUGGUAAUAUUUCUGAUCAUUGCUGAUAUUGCUGAAGUCGAAGAAGAAAUUGCGAAUAUUGGAGGUUCCAGAAAAUUGUACUUGCACAGCCUCAUUCCCAAGCCCAACAGAAAUGUAGCAGUGAAGGCCAAUCCUAAACCGUUAGUCAGUGAAGGAGGGGACAAGAGCCCUGCUUCUCCUUCAUACUCAAAUAAUACCACCAAGCUCUCUUCAGAUAACUGGACGUUCAACAGGAGCCUCUCCAACCUCAUCAGGAAGAACAUCCUGAGGUUCUUCGACCCAGAGAGGGACAUCUCUAUUCUGAAGGGAACAUUGAAACCUGGAGAUGUCAUCCACUACAUCUUUGACCGUCAGAGCACUACCAACAUCUCAGAGAACCUGUACCGGUUGCUGCCCACUGUGUCCCCCAUGAAGAACCAGCACCACAGGCGCUGUGCCAUCGUAGGGAACUCUGGGAUCCUACUCAACAGCAGCUGUGGGCCAGAGAUAGACUCCUAUGACUUUGUUAUCAGAUGUAACCUGGCGCCAGUGGAGGAGUAUGCUGGGGACGUGGGCCGGCGCACCAACCUGGUGACCAUGAACCCAUCUGUGGUGCAGCGGGCCUUCCAGGACCUGGCCAGCGAGGAGUGGAGGGAGCGCUUCCUGCAGCGGCUCCGGGGCCUCAGCGGCAGCGUACUGUGGAUCCCAGCCUUCAUGGCCAAGGGAGGGGAGGAGAGGGUGGAGUGGGCCAUCCGUCUCAUCCUGCUGCACACAGUGGAUGUGCACACCGCCUUCCCCUCACUGCGCCUUCUCCAUGCUGUCAGAGGGUAUUGGCUGACCAACAACGUCCAGAUCAAGAGACCCACCACUGGUCUGCUGAUGUACACCAUGGCCACUCGCUUCUGUGAGGAGAUCCACCUGUACGGUUUCUGGCCUUUCCCUCAGGAUUCACAGGGGAAACCAGUGAAGUACCACUACUAUGAUACUCUGACCUACACGUACACGUCCCAUGCCAGUCCACACACUAUGCCACUGGAGUUCAGGACCCUGAGUUCACUCCACAGACAGGGGGCGCUGCGGCUCCACACUGGCUCUUGUGAUGCAGGAACGUAAUCUAAAAACAAGGACUGUACUGUAUGUCUCCAACAAAAUGACCCCUACGCUUUUGGGAAAAUACCUCCUGCUCAGUUGAUGUCUGUCAGACACGGACAUCUCAGAGGAAAUACUUCCUGUAUGAAACUGUUAUAGGACACUUUUAUGUAGCUGUGAAUUUAGUUCAAUGACAGUAUGCAGGAUACUGCAUGUCUUAUUUGGGCUGACAUUGUUGUCCUACAAGAGACAUGAGCACUGAAGAGUUUUUAACAUUUCUACAGUAACCUGUGAAAAUUAUACCUAAAACAGACACUUUUUGCUUUGUUAAACAAAAACUAAUUUAUGUUGGUAUAUGCUGUUUUCAACUAGAAUACUUUUUCCAUUUACAUGGAGUGUGUCAUGUAAAAUUUUUGUAAUUACAACAUUUAUAAAAACUUUCUCCAAGGGCUUUGUGAAUGUGAAUUUAACUACUAAGUUAUCAAUAAUGUUUGUCUUGAUAUUUUGGUAAUUAUUCCUUUCAAUUAUAUGAUAAAUCUACUUCAUCACUACUGUUGGAGACAUCAUGACAUCAUAUUAGACAGAUCCAAGGCAGGAGCACCAGCCUGCAGGGCACUGGUUGUGCCACAAGAUGGAAGCACUUCUGCAUAAGGAAAUUAUGAAUAGUAGUACAUUUAGUUUUCCACAUUUUGUUUAUUAGUGAACAUGGGUUCAACUACAUGCUACUGUGUGAUGGUUUGUGAGCUCUCACCUUAAAUUGGGAAUUGUAUUAUUGAAAGAGUAGCCUAAUAGUGUAGGCCUAGUUUCUUAUUUUUGCCUUAACUUCUUCUUCAUCAGGGAAACUGGUUUGUGGUAUUUGGAAAUCGAGACCUUGGGACUAUAAGGUUAUAUCUGCGCAAAGCAUAGUUCUGAGAUAUUGAGCAUUAAAGCUUUCACAUCCCAGAUCUCAGAAAUGUUUUGUAGUGAAUUAUUUUCUUUCGGAACCCAUUAAGGUCCUCACCUUAAAUGUACCUAAAGUGCAGAGUAUCACAAUUCUAAGACAUUUGUAAAUCCGUUUUUCUUAGGUGGGCACAAUUGCAGAUUGAACCUUAUGGCUCUGAAAUGUCAUUCUGGGUUGAGCCACAGGAUGUUAAAAUGAUUUCAAUUUUAAUAGAAAAGUACAGAUAUUUAAUCAUUAAAUAAAGAGAAUACCCUUCAUCCUUUCUAAUCACAUUAUCAAAUAUAUUAAUUCAUGUUCAACAUACAUUUGUUAAAGCGAUAAUAUCCUAUGGAUAACUAGCAACAUUGCUAAAGCUUAGCUGUGGAUGAGUACAUUUAUAUAUGUUUCAAAUCUCUGACACCCAAAGUCAGUAAACUACUUGCUAGUUAUCAAUAAAAAAAAAAUUAAAGUAUUUUUUUUAAAGGACAGGAAACUAUGAUAUGAAUAAUCAAGAACUUGGGACUUCAAGGUUCUAUCUGCAAAAUGUAGUUUUGAGAUUAUGAGUAUUUUUCAAGUCCCAGAUCUCAGAACUGUUUGUGAUAUCUUCCUGUUUCAUGACUCAAUAAGUAUAUCACCUUACAUACAAUUAUUUUUGAUUGACAACCCAGCAUUGUGUGAUUGGAAUGCAGACAGAACCUUAUAGCACCAAGUUAAAAAGUAUUUGCGCAGAUAUAACUUUGAUUUUAAAUGUUUGUUCAUCAUAAAUUAACUUUUUCAAAAAUCUGACAUUUCUCACAGGUAAAGGACCACCUAAAGAUGAAAAACUCAUUUUUUACCAAAGUAUCAGAUAGAACCUUAUAGUCCCAAGGUCACGAAAUACAGUAUUGCAUUUCUUUCCUUGUACUGUUUGGGGUGUGAUGUAUAACGAGUCUUUGAAUGUAGUGUUUGCCUUUUGAAUGUAUCCACUGAAUUCAACUUGGAGUUAAGAAAUAGCUGCAUGCAGCAAUCACUGAUGUCAAAACACCAAUGUUGGAAAAGAUAGUAAAAUAAUAACCAAAAGAAAAAACAGAUGUUUCAGCACCUUCACAGCUUAUUAAAUGGUCUUACAGAUGAUCUACAGAGGCAACAACCAGUUGCUUAUGAGAGGAAGCUCUUCAAGCCAUGGGACUCCAGUCAUCCAGGGCAAACAUUGGCUAUUAUUAGUUUCCAUAGAGUGCUUUGUCUGAGGCAGUGUACUGUAGUAAUGAAGAAUAGAGGCACUCAACUGGAAUGCAAAAUGUUUAAGCGAUAACACAGUCAGACAGGGAACACACCCAGCUGUUCACACACUGCUGUUUACACAGGAACAGCCAACAGCAAACUCCUGAUCUUCAACUGUUCCCUGGGGGUUUGACAAUUUCUCCUUAGGAAUUUGCCUCUUAAGACCAUUUCCAAAUAUAGGUGUGUUUAAGACCUUGGGUUGACGUUGGCUAAUGCUUUGCAGAUAUUCAGAAGGUUGUGCUUGUUUUAUGGUUGUUUUACUAUUUGUCCCACCCAUCAAUAAGUAGGAUGUUGUUCCUGUGAUAAUGUUUUAUAGUAUUGUGUUGAAGAAGAAUAUAUCUCCAUCAGAGGAUGCUGGUGGGAUGCGCUAU
Molecule: messenger RNA, 3924 nt
Organism: Coregonus clupeaformis (lake whitefish)
Lineage: Eukaryota; Metazoa; Chordata; Actinopteri; Salmoniformes; Salmonidae
Product: alpha-2,8-sialyltransferase 8B-like
Exons: 6
Coding region: 262-1398 (378 amino acids)
Biological process (GO): N-glycan processing; oligosaccharide metabolic process
Molecular function (GO): alpha-N-acetylneuraminate alpha-2,8-sialyltransferase activity
Source: RefSeq, a predicted model, not a curated record